CACUCCCUUCUCCUCAGCCCUGAUUGGCUGCUACACAGUGACGUUGGAAGCCGAGCCCGGUGCUUGUGGAGCUGACAGAGCUCAGAUAUAAAGACUCCCCGGUUGACCUUGCUGUUGAGCGCUGACUACAAACAGCUCACCGUCCAGGAAACAUACAACAAGCCCAAGUUUACCAGCUAUGUCACACAUGUCAAUGCCCGCGUUACCCAGAUCGGGAUUCACGUUUUCAAAAGAGCAUUUGGUGGUUGCUGUGCCGGUCGCAGUGGUUGCAGCUGUUGGCGGUUUCCUAGUCAGCCAUUACCUGAACGGGCGGAGCUGUAAAAAGGGCCUGGUGAACACAUGCAUCAGUAAAGAUAGCCCCAAAGUGGUCCACAGCUUCGACAUGGAGGACAUCGCCACCAAGGCUGUGUACUGCCGCUGCUGGAAGUCAAAGAAGUUCCCUUUCUGCGACGGAGCCCACACCAAACACAACGAGGAAACCGGGGACAACGUUGGACCGCUCAUCAUCAAAAAGAAGGAUGCUUAAGCCACCCAGUCAGAGAGCCUCGCCCUCCCUUCACUUCUCAUCCCCCCCGCCCCACCUAUCGCUUAUCGUCAUCGUCGCAGUGUCACACUGACGGUGACGGUAUGGCACUGUUGAAAUUUAAAUCAAAACCGUGGGUAUUAUUCAUAGCCCAGAACAGAAAAGUGCUGAAAAUGUUGUGUAUUUUGAUUUCAUACACGCCACGCUGUUUCUACAUGAAUGGCUUUGAAAUCAAAGGUCCCUUUUUUGAGCGGAGAUAAGGAAGGGACUUUGACAAUCGGCACAGUCAGACAUGAGGUACUGUGACUGGGCAGUUGCAUUUUGACCUACUUAUUUGGAAGAGUUUUUGUUUAAAUUCUCCCUGGACCUGAUAGAAGUGAGUCUAUUUCACCAUGCAGGCAUUGUACCUUCACAUCUGGUGUCACCUGUGUCCCCAUCCUUCCUUCACUCCUCCGAGGGUGGAGCAGGUGGUCGAAACAUGAUGAACUGGCAACUCUUGUUCUCAGUCAGCCCAUUUUUGAAUUCAGCCAAAGCCUUCUAUUUAAAUCUACAACCCGCGACCCCAGAGACCGAAACAACGCACACAACCCAUAUGAAUGUUACAGGUUAUGAGAGCUGCUUAGUCAGGAGAAAAACAAAAAAAAAAUGAAAUAAUAAUCUCCGAUCUUGAAGCGUCGAAACACUAUCUUCUGUUUGUAACCCGUUACUGUCUGCUUUCUGGGAAACUUGUAUUUAAUCUGUACUGUUCAAAAGUCUGCUUACAAAGGAUAUAUUUUGCUUUUUCAUUAGAUUUAUUUUCUACUGACUGCUGUGUGUCUGGCUUGAUUCAUUGUUCUGUAUAUUGUGAAUAAAACUUAUUGAGUGAUCUGA
Sander lucioperca (pikeperch) is the source of this 1393-nucleotide messenger RNA. RefSeq lists its product as uncharacterized. Bases 179 to 526 code for a protein of 115 amino acids. The transcript has 3 exons. Lineage: Eukaryota; Metazoa; Chordata; Actinopteri; Perciformes; Percidae. The record is from RefSeq and is a predicted model, not a curated record. Gene Ontology annotation, molecular function: 2 iron, 2 sulfur cluster binding. Gene Ontology annotation, cellular component: mitochondrial outer membrane; intracellular membrane-bounded organelle. Gene Ontology annotation, biological process: regulation of autophagy.